GUGCGAAUCAGUGGGCGGGAUGUAUCUGUUUUGGGACAGUUGGAGCGAAACGGGGGGUGUUUUCAGAAGCUAGCUAAUAUAGAUUUGCAGCACACGAUCUGUACGGGUUUUUAUUGUAUUUAAAAAAAAAAAAAUCAUGACAUCUACCAUUGAUGAUAGCGAAAAAGAAAAGGCCCACUCUGUGUCUGUGGACCUAAACAACGACGCCUCUCUACUCAUCGACAUUCCCGAUGCACUCUGUGAACGAGACAAAGUCAAGUUCACUGUCCACACCAAGACCACCCUGAGCUCCUUCCAGAAGCCAGACUUCUCUGUUCCUAGGCAACAUGAGGACUUUAUCUGGCUCCAUGACACGCUGGUUGAAACUGAAGACUACGCUGGGCUCAUUAUCCCUCCAGCCCCCCCGAAGCCAGACUUUGAGAGCCCCAGGGAGAAGAUGCAUAAACUGGGAGAGGGCGAAGCCACCAUGACCAAGGAGGAAUACACCAAGAUGAAGCAGGAGUUAGAGGCUGAGUACCUGGCUGUAUUCAAGAAGACCGUUCAAGUCCACGAAGUAUUCCUGCAGCGUCUAUCUUCUCACCCCAUCCUGAGCAAGGACAGAAACUUCCAGAUAUUCCUGGAGUAUGACCAGGAUCUGAGCGUACGGAGGAAAAGUGCCAAGGAGACGUUUGGGAGUUUCUUUAAGAACAUGGUGAAGAGUGCUGACGAGGUCAUCAUCUCAGGAAUAAAGGAAGUAGAUGAUUUCUUUGAGCAGGAGAAGACCUUCCUGCUUGAUUAUUCGUCCAAGAUCAAAGACUCCACUGCCAGGGCAGAGAAGAUGACCCGCUCCCACAAAAAUGUUGCUGAUGAUUACAUCCACAUCUCUUCUACUUUGAACAGUCUCUCUGUCGAUGAUAACACAGCACUUAAAAAGCACUUUGAGAAGUUAGCGGACCUGUUUGAGAAACUCCGGAAAGUGGAGGGUAGAGUGGCGUCGGACCAGGAGCUGAAGCUCACAGAGCUACUCCGGUACUACAUGAGGGACAUCCAGGCAGCCAAGGACCUGUUGUACAGACCCAGGGCCCUGGCAGACUAUGAGAACAGUAACAAGGCUCUGGACAAGGCCCGGCUGAAGAGUAAAGGCGUUCCUCCAGCCGGGGAGCCAACAACAGUGUCUGCAGAAGUUUACACGCUUUCUGAGUCGGGAAAAAGAGAGCUGACCAGUUUUAAGGGCAGGAGAGUGGUGGCUUUCCGGAAGAAUCUAAUAGAGAUGGCUGAACUGGAGAUUAAGCAUGCUAAGAACAACAUGUCUCUGCUGCAGGGCUGCAUUGAGCUGUUCAAGAGCAGCUGAGCCACUGGUCUCUUACCAACCCUCCCAGACCACUGACCAGCCGGGCUUGGCGUCAGUCUGUUUCUGCUCUCUUGWCAACUCCUUAUGGAAUCGUCGUGCAGAACCGUGACUGGAGUAGGAAAAUCACAAACGGAUCUGGGACCAGGAUAUUGACCAGCAGGCUUUGAAAAGGGAACCUGGAUUCCCCUUCUCUCUACCCUACAUGUGUCAAACUCAUUCCACGACGGAUUUUCGCUCCACRCUUGUACUUGAUUGAUGAAUUAAGGUCACUAAUUA
Messenger RNA from Salvelinus sp. IW2-2015, 1606 nucleotides. RefSeq names its product sorting nexin-5-like. The record is from RefSeq and is a predicted model, not a curated record. NCBI's taxonomy places the organism in Eukaryota, Metazoa, Chordata, Actinopteri, Salmoniformes, Salmonidae. Gene Ontology annotation, biological process: pinocytosis; retrograde transport, endosome to Golgi. Gene Ontology annotation, molecular function: dynactin binding; phosphatidylinositol binding. Gene Ontology annotation, cellular component: endosome.